This is a messenger RNA of Chironomus riparius, 3351 nucleotides long. The record is from the annotation of a GenBank genome assembly. Lineage: Eukaryota; Metazoa; Arthropoda; Insecta; Diptera; Chironomidae.
UUUGAUGGUGAAAUUAUGUCUGGGAUGCAAGUAUCGGUUUUCAGAUUUUUAAUAAAUUAGUCAUACUGAAUAUUUCCGUUCUGAUUCCUAUCAAUCACCAACCCUGAUUAUAGUCAAAUGAAGUCAUUAUAAUGACAAUUUAAUGUUUUAAGUGUAAAUAAUAAGAAGAUUUUCUCAAUGUCAUUUGGAAUGAACACUUGAAAAUACACAUGCUGGUUAUUUAUGUAAAUAAAAAAAUAAUUCGAUUUUCCACUUUUUUUGGCUUAUGAGAUUACUUAAAAUUAUUAACAAAACUAUAAUAAAAAUUCGGCAGUAUGCGAUAGGUGUUGUAUGAAAAUAAUAUAAUAAACUUAAUUGGUUUAGUAUGUAUUACUAAUUUUACUUGAUUCUUAUACUGAUAACAGCUAUUUCACGAUGGUUAUAUUAAAUAACUUUGCAGUGAAUGGCAAUAAGACGGAAUAAUUGAAUGCAAAUUGAGCGAGAAAGAUGAGAAAUAGGAAAACAUCUAAAACAGACACAAAAGUAUUUAAAUACAGUUAAUAAUGAAUAUACUUAUAUUUCUUGGAAUGUACCAAAGCUAGAGAUCUAAAAUAAAGAUACUUACGUAUUGCCACUCGCUCCCAUGGCUCUGUCAUGUAUAGUUCUGUCACCAUGAGAUAUCGGAAGAACCUGAAUUAAAUAAGAAUCAUUAAAACCAUCGAUUUUUAUGUUAUUUUUUACGGUAUAAAAAUUCAGAGUUGUUUCAAAGGUCACUGCCGAGCUGAAACUUUAUAUAUCCAUGCUAAAGAGUAAUUAUGGAAUCUGUGUCAUUCUGCUUACUCAUUUUAACAAAUUCAAACCAUCUUAUCAAACAUGGAUAUCGAAUGUCAUCAACGAUUAAUAAUUCUAUCAAUUAUCAAGCAAUCAAAAUCAACAACCCUGUUUAGUCAAUUGAGAAGCGAAGAUUCAAAUAUUAAAAAGUCGUUGUAAUGAUGCGAGAAGUUUGAGAAUCUCAGGAAAUAGUUUUGGAGUUUCAUUAGUAAAAUCUCGUGAAGAUCACUUCAUAAGACCUGCGUGAGUAUUCAAUGCUGCAAUAUUAAAUGCUUAAUUAGAAAACAGAAAGUAAAUAAAUCAAAUUUAUAUGGAUUGAGCGUUAAAUUAAAAUGAAAAUUUCUCAGAAUUUUCCUUUGAAUGAUAUUAGUGAAAUUGCGAAAAAAAUAAAACAUCCAGCACAAUUUUUCAUGAAAUUUAUGAUUAGUAAAUUUGUUUAUUUUAUCUACUAAAGCGUUGAAAUUUAUGGAAAUGUGAAAACCAAGAAAGCUCUGGGUCAAGCACAAAUCCAUUGUAUGAUUUUCCUUGUGAAAAAUUUACGGGUUUUUUUUUCCAUAAAAAAAUUCUAUUUAAACUAAAGUUUUUAACCAAGUUAUUCAGUUCUAUACUUUCAAUACAUCAAUAGACAACUUUAGUUAAAUUGAGUCUUUCAGAAACAAUAGAAUAUUAUGAGAUACAUAACUUUGAUUUUACUAGUUUUAAAAACAUUGAAUUCUCAAGCUCACAUUAUUUCAAUUGAGAAUGGAAAUAUAUCAGGCAUAGAAUAUGAUAAAUAUUUCGCAUAUAGGGGAAUUAAGUAUGCUACAGCUGGCAGAUUUUCACUUCCAAAGCCUUUUGAUGGUAAAUGGUGUGGCAUUAAAGACUUUAGAGAUUAUAGGGAAUCAUGUGCUCAAUACGAUCACUUGACUUAUGAAUUUAAAGGAGUGGAAGAUUGUUUGUUCCUUAACGUGUUUGUGCCAAAGAAAGUGUUAGAAUCUGAGGAACUCGCACCAGUUAUUUUCUAUAUUCAUGGAGGGGCAUUUAUGUUCGGAGGCAGUGCUGAUUAUUUACCCGAUCAUUUUAUGGAAAAUGAAAAAAUGAUUCUGGUCACUAUAAAUUACCGAUUAGGCAUUCUUGGAUUUUUAAGUACAGAAGAUGAAGUUCUUCCUGGAAAUUUAGGAAUGAAAGAUCAAGUUGAAGCUCUCAAAUGGGUACAGCGAAAUAUAAAAGCAUUUAACGGUGAUCCGGAUAAAGUUACAUUGUCUGGAUUCUCUGCAGGUGGUGCUAGUGUUCAAUUACAUUAUUUAAGUACCCAAUCUAAAGGACUUUUCAAGAACGGAAUAUCACAUUCAGGUAAUGCUUUAGAUCCCUGGGUGUUCAUGGAAAAUGCUAAGAGCAAGGCACAUCAAGUUGCUGAAUCCAUGAAUUGCCCUCAUGAUGAUCAUGGAAAAAUGCUAGAAUGUUUAAAACAAACGCCUACAAAAGAACUAGUAACGUUACUGAAAGAAUUUCAACCAUUCCUUUACAAUCCAUUUUCACCUUUCGGUCUUGUUGUUGAACCAGUACAUGAAUCAGCAUUUCUAUCUGAACAUCCACGAUCACUAUUGGAAAGUGGAAAAUUUUCUCAUCUUCCAUGGUUACUUACACAAACAAAAGAUGAAGGUUUAUAUCCAGCAGCAGAAUUUUAUUCAAACGAAGAGUUUUUAGAUGAAAUUGAUAAAAAGUUUGAUGAUCUAGCGCCGUACAUUCUACAUUUUAACGACGAAACUGACGACAAACGAAAACUUAUUAAAGCCUCGUGCAGGAUAAGAAAACAUUAUAUGGAAGAUAAGAAAGUCAGCAGAGAAAAUUUUGAAUUAUUUGAGAAUAUGGUUACUGAUCGUCUGUUUAAGUCCGGUGCAUACGAAGCAAUUCAAUUGCAGUCAAAAUACUCACCUUCGUUCUGCUAUCAUUUUGAUUAUAAGAGUAAUUAUAGCGUGGGAGAGAUUUUGGGCAAAUCAACAGAUUUCUUAGGAAUUUCACACGGUGAAGAUAUUUUCCUGAUUUUUACCCAUCUGAGACCGCAUGUGUAUUCAGAAGACGAGAAGAAAAUGGCUCAAAACUUAAUAAACAUGUAUUAUGAAUUUUCUAUCAAUAACUUGCCGAAAUUUGAUAUUCAAGUAAUCCAUCAAUCAACGCCCAAUGCCACUCAGUAUUUAGAAAUAUCAUCGAAUAAAAAAUAUGAAAUGAAGUCGGAUAAGUUUGGAAAUGUAAAGUUCUGGAGGAAUAUUGAAAAGCUCCUACACUGCAAUAAACCAAAUAUUUUUUUGACUUGUAAUGGUCAUUUUGAUGAUGAAAGUACUGGAAGCAUUUGUUAAAUUAUGACUAUCUUAUCAGUGAAAAUCAUUAUGGUGCAAAAGCGUUGCUUAUUUAUUUUAAAUUGGAAUGGGAAUGAGUUGAUCAAAGAUCUGAGAAUGUUUCAACAAUGUAACAAAAACAAAAGGGGUCAAAAAUUCGGUUCUGUGCAACUAAUAAUGAGUAAAUUAAUUUAACAAGUAAUAAAUGGUGUUUCUUUUUAAACGU